Molecule: messenger RNA, 1871 nt
Organism: Spathaspora passalidarum NRRL Y-27907
Lineage: Eukaryota; Fungi; Ascomycota; Pichiomycetes; Serinales; Debaryomycetaceae
Gene: PDC11
Product: indolepyruvate decarboxylase 1
Exons: 1
Coding region: 64-1764 (566 amino acids)
Molecular function (GO): magnesium ion binding; thiamine pyrophosphate binding; carboxy-lyase activity
Source: RefSeq, a predicted model, not a curated record
CACAAACUAAUAUCAUAGAUAUUAACACAUAUACACACACACACAAAUACAAAAAAACAUACAAUGUCUGAAGUUACUUUAGGUAGAUAUCUUUUUGAGAGAUUACAUCAAUUAGAAGUCAACACCAUUUUCGGGUUACCAGGUGAUUUCAAUUUAUCCCUUUUGGAUAAGAUUUAUGAAGUUGAAAAUAUGAAAUGGGCAGGUAAUGCCAAUGAAUUGAAUGCCGCUUAUGCCGCCGAUGGUUAUUCAAGAAUUAAGAGAUUGGCUUGUUUAGUCACCACUUUUGGUGUUGGUGAAUUAUCCGCUCUUAACGGUGUCGGUGGUGCUUAUGCUGAACAUGUUGGUUUAUUACAUGUCGUUGGUGUUCCAUCAAUUGCUUCUCAAGCCAAACAAUUAUUAUUGCACCACACUUUAGGUAAUGGUGAUUUUACUGUUUUCCACAGAAUGUCAAACAACAUUUCUCAAACUACUGCUUUCAUCAGUGACAUCCACAGUGCUCCAAGUGAAAUUGAUAGAUGUAUUAGAGACGCUUAUGUUUAUCAACGUCCUGUUUAUGUUGGGUUACCAGCUAACUUGGUUGACUUGAAGGUUCCAGCUUCCUUAUUAGACACCCCAAUUGACUUAACCUUGAAACCAAACGAUCCAGAAGCUCAAGACGAAGUUAUUGAAACCGUCAAGCAAUUGAUUUCUCAAGCUGCCAACCCAAUCAUCUUGGUUGAUGCAUGUGCUUCCAGACAUGACUGUAAGCUUGAAGUUGAACAAUUGGUUGACGCUACUCAAUUCCCAGUCUUCACUACUCCAAUGGGUAAGUCCGGUGUUAAUGAAGCCCACCCAAGAUUCGGGGGUGUUUAUGUUGGUACUUUAUCCCACCCAGAAGUUAAGGCUGCUGUUGAAAGUGCUGAUUUAGUCUUGUCUGUCGGUGCCCUUUUAUCUGAUUUCAACACCGGUUCCUUCUCCUAUUCUUACAAGACCAAGAACAUUGUUGAAUUUCAUUCUGAUUAUACCAAGAUUAGACAAGCUACUUUCCCAGGUGUUCAAAUGAAGGAAGCCUUACAAAGUUUGUUAAAGACUGUCAAGCAAGCCGUCAACCCAUCUUACGUUGCAUUGCCAGUUCCUAGUGUUAAAUUGAUUGCUUCUCCAGCUCCACCAGCUACCCCAUUAACUCAAGAAUACUUGUGGACCAAGGUUUCUUCUUGGUUCAGAGAUGGUGAUAUCAUUGUCACUGAAACCGGUACUUCUGCUUUCGGUAUUGUUCAAUCUAGAUUCCCAAGCAACACUGUUGGUAUUUCCCAAGUGUUGUGGGGGUCUAUUGGUUUCACCGUCGGUGCUUGUGUAGGUGCUGCUAUGGCUGCUCAAGAACUUGAUCCAAACAGAAGAGUUAUUUUAUUUGUUGGUGAUGGGUCUUUGCAAUUAACCGUUCAAGAAAUUUCUACCUUGUGUAAGUGGGAAUGUAACAACACUUACUUGUUUGUAUUGAACAACGAUGGUUACACCAUUGAAAGAUUGAUUCACGGUGAAACUGCUAGUUAUAAUGAUAUCCAACCAUGGAACAACUUGCAAUUAUUACCAUUAUUCAACGCUAAGGAAUAUGAAACUUUGAGAAUUAGUACAGUUGGUGAAUUGAACAAGUUAUUUAAUGAUAAGGCCUUUGCCACCCCAGACAAGCUUCGUAUGGUUGAAGUUAUGUUACCAAGAAUGGAUGCUCCUGCUAAUUUGGUUGCUCAAGCCAAGAUUUCUGAAGCUACUAAUGCUGCUCAAGAUUGAUUUUUCACUUCUCUUAAAUAGAACAUUUUAGAAUCUUAAUAACAAAAAUUUUUGAAUUAGUUAAAAACCUUACAAUGGAAUUACUGUACAAAUAUAAAUUAUUCUAU